UAAGCUCAAAUCCUGCAACAAAAAUGGCAAUGGAAGAAGGAGGAUUAGGAAGAAUAAUAGAAGUAACCAACUGGUUUCCAAAACUAGUCGAAACCCAAGUUGACUUAAUCGCUACUACCCUCACCUCAAUCGUUACCACCUUCCAUUACCCUUCAUUUUCUCUCUCCUCAACCACCUUCUUCAAACACCCUCAUGCUAACAAUACCGACUCCCUCGACGGGAGUUCGACUCGUGCUCAAAUUCAUACUCAAUCUCAGCAGUUGUUUCAAAAAGUGGGGUAUGGGCUGCUUGGUGCGUUGUACACAGCGACGGUGUUGACUUUGUUAAUGGCGGUUGCGGUGGUUAUUGGGGUGGCGAUGGUUAAUUUUUGGGUGGAGCAACCAUUGGUGGUUAGAGAGAAGUUGUAUUUUGAUUACGCUGAUGUAAACCCUUCAGCGGUGUUUUUGUUUGGUGGUUAUAGAAUGGGUAAACAUGGUGGCGGUGUUCCGGUUGGUCAUACGUUUCAUGUUUCGGUUUUGUUUUCGGUUCCUGAUUCUGAUUAUAACCGUGGUAUUGGUAAUUUUCAGAUAAUGGCUGAAGUUGUGGCAACUAACGGGAAACUUAUAGCACGGUCAAGCCAACCAUCAAUGCUACAAUUCCAUAGCUAUCCUAUUAGACUAAUGCGCACCUUCAUAUUGGGUCUCCCUAUAUUGCUUGGAUUCUCACACGAGACUCAGACAAUUAAGGUGCAAAUGCUGCGGUACAAGGAAGACAACCAUUUGAGAACGGACGCUGUCAAGAUUACGCUCAUACCUCGAGCUGGGACUCUAUACCUACCUCAAUUGUACGAGGCUGAGAUCCUAAUGCACUCCAAGUUGCCUAGAGUGAAAGAGUUUGUUCACAAUUGGAAAUGGACUUUCUAUGUGUGGACUUCAAUGUACGUCUACGCCGUGAUGCUUAUGCUGCUCCUUUGGUUCUUCAGAGACCUAUUGGCUUUCCCGAUAUUAAGAGGGAUUGAUCGUAUAGAAAGAAGAGAACUAGGGGUUCUCGAAAGAGAAGAGAAACCAAAAGCGAGAGGAAGGGAGUUCUCGGAAACACUUAGAAAAUGGCAGCAAUAUAGAAGGAAGAGGAAGUCCGCUCUUUUGAGUAGGAGUGCUUUUAUGGACAAUGUUGGUUCGACUUCUGCCUCAAGUUAUACUGUAAACAAAGACGAUUUUGAGCCUACCAUCGAAGAAGUUGUUGGUGACUCGGAAUCGGUGUGCAUAGAAGGUUAGAAAUACGCAUGUUUUGCUAAUGAUUUAGCUUCCUUGUGGCGAGUUUUGUAUUAUAUUUGUUGGACAAUGUAGGGUGUACUCGCUAGAAUUGAUGAUAUUAUAUUUGUUCGACAAUGUAGGGUGCCAAUGGUGGAUGAUUUUUCUGCUUGAAGCAAGUCAAAUGAUAUUUUUUUUUGAAAAUUCUAUUAUGAU
Chenopodium quinoa (quinoa) is the source of this 1445-nucleotide messenger RNA. Its product is annotated as seipin-1-like. NCBI's taxonomy places the organism in Eukaryota, Viridiplantae, Streptophyta, Magnoliopsida, Caryophyllales, Amaranthaceae. The record is from RefSeq and is a predicted model, not a curated record. The transcript has 2 exons. Gene Ontology annotation, cellular component: endoplasmic reticulum membrane. Bases 24 to 1253 code for a protein of 409 amino acids. Gene Ontology annotation, biological process: lipid storage; lipid droplet organization.